This is a messenger RNA of Aspergillus luchuensis, 381 nucleotides long. RefSeq lists its product as uncharacterized. The record is from RefSeq and is a predicted model, not a curated record. Bases 1 to 381 code for a protein of 126 amino acids. The transcript has a single exon. Lineage: Eukaryota; Fungi; Ascomycota; Eurotiomycetes; Eurotiales; Aspergillaceae.
AUGCGGCCAACACACCAAGCUCGCAUCGAAUCCGAGGAGAAGGCGCUGGAAGCCUACCGCCAGGAGCGCUACCAGGGUAGCGCCCGAGUCCGCCUGGAUUGUCUGACCUUCGAGAAUGGGUUUGGCCGCUUGAUGGACGACGGCCGAAAUGCCCUCCGAAUGGAGCAGAUCCUCGAGAUACAAGGGUGCCUCCGUAUCAAUCGAGAGUACCAUGUGCCCGUCUUGGUCCAAGCCACGGACUGGGGCUCCCACAUCAGGCUAUUGCCGUGCGACACGGAGCCGUUUCCCGAGCUGAUCGUGCCCUUGAACAUGUCGCUUCGCGCCUUAGGCCACGAGAAUGUUAUCGCCGCAGCGCGAAAAAAGCUCUACGGAGAGAACUGA